Molecule: messenger RNA, 585 nt
Organism: Mytilus californianus (California mussel)
Lineage: Eukaryota; Metazoa; Mollusca; Bivalvia; Mytilida; Mytilidae
Product: retinol dehydrogenase 16-like
Exons: 3
Coding region: 1-585 (194 amino acids)
Source: RefSeq, a predicted model, not a curated record
AUGUGGCUUUAUGUGACCAUAGUAAUUCUCCUGUGGCUGGCAAAUAAAUGGUUUCGAAAUAAACAAAGAAUCGGUAACUAUGAAAACCGGUAUGUUAUUAUAACAGGCUGUGACUCAGGAUUUGGACAUUUUCUCACAAAGAAGUUAGACGUUCUAGGGUUUCAUGUUUUUGCUGGGUGUCUAACGGAAGAAGGAUUUGUGAAAUUAAAGAAAGAAACAUCGUCGAAAGUCAAACCUGUCAUUCUUGACGUAUCAAAAACAGAAAGCAUCGAAACAGCUUUAGAAUUCGUUCAGUUGAAUUUGCCCCAAAAUACAGGAAUCUGGGGAUUAGUGAACAAUGCUGGAAUAAGUGGACCUGCUGUUCCGGUUGAAUGGUUAAACAAAACAGACUAUAAAAGUGUAUUUGAAAUAAAUACUUUAGGAAUGAUCGAAACAAGCCGUAUCUUUCUUCCAUUGGUUCUAAAGUCUAAAGGUCGCAUUGUCAACAUCACCAGUGUAGCGGGACGUAUGGCUGCAUUAUCUGGUCCAUACGCCUUAUCUAAGUACGCUGCCGAGGGAUAUUCUGAUGUGCUAAGUUUUUAUUAA